Molecule: messenger RNA, 261 nt
Organism: Nomascus leucogenys (northern white-cheeked gibbon)
Lineage: Eukaryota; Metazoa; Chordata; Mammalia; Primates; Hylobatidae
Product: 40S ribosomal protein S27-like
Exons: 1
Coding region: 7-261 (84 amino acids)
Biological process (GO): translation; ribosomal small subunit assembly
Cellular component (GO): cytosolic small ribosomal subunit; ribosome
Molecular function (GO): structural constituent of ribosome; RNA binding
Source: RefSeq, a predicted model, not a curated record
AAGAACAUGCCUCUCGCAAAGGAUCUCCUUCAUCCCUCUGCAGAAGAGAAGAAGAGGAAACACAAGAAGAAACGCCUGGUGCAGAGCCCCAGUUCCUACUUCAUGGAUGUAAAAUGCCCAGGAUGCUAUAAAAUCACCACGGUCUUUAGCCACGCACCAACGGUAGUUUUGUGUGUUGGCUGCCGCACUCUCCUCUGCCAGCCUACAGGAGGAAAAGCAAGGCUUUUGGAAGGAUGUUCCUUCAGGAGGAAGCAGCACUAA